This is a messenger RNA of Rhipicephalus microplus (southern cattle tick), 4874 nucleotides long. It is a transcript of the gene Zasp52, whose product is annotated as Z band alternatively spliced PDZ-motif protein 52. Gene Ontology annotation, cellular component: adherens junction; stress fiber; filamentous actin. Gene Ontology annotation, molecular function: actin binding; muscle alpha-actinin binding. Lineage: Eukaryota; Metazoa; Arthropoda; Arachnida; Ixodida; Ixodidae. Gene Ontology annotation, biological process: heart development; muscle structure development; actin cytoskeleton organization. The record is from RefSeq and is a predicted model, not a curated record.
AAGCUUGACGUCAGUGGCUUUUGCACACGGGACGCCGUCGCCCCUCGCGCCUCGAGCGCGCCGACCGUCCGGCAGCGAAGCCGCCCCGUUCAGCUCAGCGCGGGAUUGAAUCCAGUCCGCAGGCGGCCGCGCUCUCUCCUCCGACGAGAAGCCUCCCCCCUCCGCGAAAGGAGCCGCACGCACAAAAAGAGAGGAGCGACUGGGAAACAAAACUUUUCAUCUCGGCGACCGGGCACAAUCGAUUUUGAUGCCGCUCGAGUCACGGCGCGACCACCAACUCUUUGCUGCCGGUUUCCAGUCGCUUCUGGACUAACUUUCUUUCCGCGCUCUCUCUCCUCCGAGCCCAGGCGGGGGGUCCGGUGAUCGAACGAGGGAACAAGUGCGCGCGGCGUUUAAAGUAAGGAAGAAACAGUAAUACGUGCACCGGGACUUUUUUCACCGGCGUACUACGACCUUACCGACUCUGCCAAGUGGACAACGACAAGCGGCCCCCUUGACGAGGUUACUUCUACUACUACCGCUACUACUGAAUACGCAGAGGUAAAACGGGCACCAUGGUUGACACGGUGAUAACGGUGAAGCUUCAGCGUGGAGAAGGCACCUCCUGGGGCUUCCGGCUCGCUGGCGGCAAGGACUUUGGAUACCCACUCUCCGUUCAACGGGUGAACCCCGGCAGCCUGGCUGAGAAGGGUGGCCUGCAGACGGGCGAUGCCCUGCUCAGCAUCCAGGGCAAGUCGACCGACCAGAUGCGUCACAAGGAAGCACAGGACGCCAUUGUUCGUGCCGGGAAUUACCUGGAGCUCCAGAUUCAGAGGGGUGCCAGCAUGACGUGGAAGCCGAAGGUGACCCCAGUAGGGUCACUGCCGAAGCCCAGUCCGAUGAGCAAUGGAGGACCGGCCCCGGUUACGAAGACGUCGCUGGCUGCGAACAAACAGCCGUACAAACCGAUAGGCUCGGGGCACAACACGGCAGCCAAGCCUUUCGGCGGCACGAUGCAGGCCGUGGUGCACAACCAGUACAACUCUCCCAUGCCCGUGUACUCCAUGAACAACAUCGCUGACACGCUGUCCGCACAGACGGAGGUCCUCACAUCGGGAGCCGUCGGCAUUAACUUCAUGAAGGGAGACAAACCUCUUAACAAGGACUCGGCCGUCUACCGCAUGGUCCUGGAAGAAGACAAGCACCCAAAAGGUGAUGAGAGCGACCUGAUCAGUGUGUCUGAAACACGGACGCAAUCGCGUGCCUUCAGAAAGCUGCUGGAUGUGCUCGGCGAUGAGGAUGACUGCCUGCGCUCCCCCUCGCAUGACGUCACAGACUUCUCGAGUGGCGGAAGCAGCAGCCCCGCGCCGGGUGGGCCCUCGCCGGUGGCGGCUGCCAGCAGUCCGACACCAUCACCCUUGGUCAACCUUCGCCACGUGGAGGCCCCAAAGACGGCUCCCGCUCCACCAGCAGGCCAGCCCAACACCUCCGUGGGCGCCCCCAACACGUGCGCCGACUGCGGAAGGCUCAUCGUAGGCGUGUUUGUUCGCAUCAAGGAUCGCGCCCUGCACGCUGAAUGCUUCCGUUGCGCCACCUGUGGAACUUCUCUGAAGAACAUUGGAUACUUCAACAUCAAGGACAAGCUGUACUGCGACAUCCAUGCGAAGCAGGCCGCCCGCCACAUCGCACCUGGCAGCAACCUGGAGCCAGUCCCUGUGCCACCGGGCGGCCACAUCCCGCAGGGAGUUCCGCUGGCUCCGGCCCCGGCUCCGGCGCCAGCUCCGGCCCCGGUGCCCGUAGCCCCGAGGGCUCCCGUCGCAGCAGCAGCCUCGUCGCCGUUGUACACGCCGCCGGCGCCCAAGUUCACUCCGGCAGCUCCAUACACGCCGACCCAGGCGAUGCCCGCCGCGCACUCGCCGGUCGCGGCCGCACCGCUGGCUGACCAGCCGCCGCCGCCACCCGACAGCCCCGGCAUCUGCUAUGACUCCCCCGUUGCCAUGGGCCGGUCCGAUUUCCGCCAGGUGUCAGCGCAUUCUCCCGUGGCGGGUUCUAAGCCGCAGACUCCGCAGUCAGCGAAGACGACUCCACCGUUCGGUGGCAUGACACCACUGCAUCCUGUGACAGCACCUGUGGCCGACGCCCACCGUCCGAUACCAGGAGGCGCCAAGUUCACCUGGCCGCCUGCACAGGCCGGCGGUCCCACUCACGUCGGCAACGUUCUCGAGUCGAACGCCAUGCCGAGCGUUCCUACUUAUCGGCCUCCUCCGGGCACUCAGAGGGUGACAGCGGCUCCGUCGACCCCUAAGUGGGGCGGUGGUGGCCAGCCACUCGGUGCCCCUCCGGGAGGGCCCUUCCGGCCCUCGUCCCCAUCCGCAUCCCCAUACUCGCCCGUCUCGAGCCCAGCUUCGUCGCGACCACCCUCGUUUGUGUCGUCGUCGCCGAGCCCACUGUCGGGCUACGGCGGUGGUCAGCAGCAACCGAUCGGUGGCGUCAAGGUGCCGCCACCUACGGCGCCCAAGCCGAUGUCGCGCGCGCCGCCGACUAAAAUAGGCAACGGUGGGCCCUGGACGCCCGUUGGGCAGCCCGCGCCUGCACUGGCCACCGGUGCUUCAUCGGCUCCUUUUACGGGCCCUUCAGGUCUCUCCCAAGGAGCGGGGUCCAGGCCGGCGCCCAAGAGAGGCCGUGGAAAGCUGACGCAGGCCAUCGGGGGCAAGAUACCCAUCUGCUCCAGCUGCGGAUCGCCCAUCAGAGGUCCGUUUGUGACAGCGCUCGGACGCAACUGGUGCCCAGAUCACUUCUUGUGCUCCAAUGGUAGCUGCCGCAAGUCGCUCCAGGACAUUGGCUUCGUCGAGGAGCAGGGAAAGUUGUACUGCGAACACUGCUACGAAUGCUACAUGGCCCCCAUCUGCAGGAAGUGUGGACAUCGCAUCAAAGGCGAUUGUCUGAAUGCCCUUGAGCAGACCUGGCACCCUGAAUGUUUCGUCUGCACGUACUGCAAGACGGCUUUCGGAAACAGCUCAUUCUACCUCGAAGACGGAAUGCCCUACUGCGAGAAAGACUGGAACGAGCUCUUCACCACCAAGUGCGUAGGCUGUGGAUUUCCGAUCGAGGCCGGAGAUCGCUGGGUUGAGGCACUGAAUAACAACUACCACUCCCAGUGCUUCAAGUGCACGAUUUGCCAGAAAAACCUGGAGGGGCAAAGUUUCUUUGCCAAAGGAGGACGACCCUUCUGCAAGGCGCACGCCCGCUAAGCCAGCCUCUUGGGCAAGAAGAUGGACUCAGCGCCUAUGGGGCAUUCGCAGGGGCAUUUUGAUUCAUCGAGCUUCAGCUAAAGAGAUGAACAGAAGGAAAACAAGAAGGUCAUCGAUAGCCAGCAUUACAUAACUGCAUGAAGCCGAUUCUACGGACAAAAAGAGCAGAACUAGAAGGAAAGGUUUCAUAAAAACGGCUCGGCGGGAAAUUGAAGCAGCUCGAGCGGAUGGAAAGGCGCCCACUGCAAUCGUCUUGUCGGCUGCUGGACUUUGUGGUUAUUAGUUUUGCUGGGAGCUGCUUCUCACUGGGGCUCAAAUCUGUUUUUCUUAUUUUUGUUGUUUUACUUGUUGCCAUAUUUCCCUCUUGCUCUCCUUUGAUUUUAAAGAUGAGUACGGAACUUAACCGAAAGCAUAAGCUUGCUUUUAAUAUAAUUGUUCAGUCGAUACAUUAUGUUUGCGAAAGAAUAUAGAAACACUACUCAAUCGGACAUUUCUUUAUGGUAGCGAUAUACGCGCUGUAAUGAAAAUAUUAUCUGUAAUGCACAAAACUUUAUUACGUUAUACAAAGUGCAUAAGUGAUAUAUUUUUGUGUUCUUUGAUAUGGCAAAUAGACGAUGAAGAGAGCGAUGUUCUUCGCUGGCUUCUGCCUCGCUAUGUGAAGACAUGCCUCUGGGUGGCAAGAACCUGUGAAAAAACAGCCGGGGAAGAAAACAGCCAAGGUCACGAGAAACGACAAAAAAACUUCAUGAGACAGUGAUUUCUUCACAGGAUGACACGCUAACUUCAACAUGACAAAAUAGUUUUUGAUCUCUUGAUUAUGGCAUGUUUUCUGGUAGCAUCAAGCUGCGGGAUAGACAGAAGAGCCUUGGGGACAGUGCAUCAGUUUACGUCAAGGUUAUGUCUGUCACAGAGGGAAAAGAAAGCAAUAAACCGCCUUGUUGGUGAGUAAUUAGCUUCUUACCAGGUAAAGCUUCAGUGCAAGCGUAAAAAAAAAAUACAUUUCAAUGAGGAGACACAUGCAUGACGCUAGCCUCUUUCGCAUCUGCACAAGGUUGGCGCUGUCAGUGGCCCAAACACUUAUCUAAUCAACAUCAGGAGACGAACAAAGCUUGAAUAAAAAAAGCAAAAAAAUCCGUGAGUGAUUAGGCGUGAAAUAUAAAACAAGUGCGAUUUUGUAAGGUUCAGCGAGACGAAGCAACUAUAUAAGCGCUAACCAGCUCUCUAAAGUAAAACAUACUUAAUCAUUACACGCUAUAUUCGUCGCGUUUCACCUAUACACUCGUUCCUGCCUUUCUUCUCCGCUAAUGUCUGGUGUGCUGCAUUUUAUUGUUAUCGUUUUUUUCGCUGGGUCACCUGCCCAUUGGAAGUUCUAGUCGUCUUAUUUGUUACUUAUUGUUGUAGGCAUCAUUUAUUGUACUACAGCAACCAUUGUAUCAAGUCGUUGAGAAGUCAGCAUCACAAGGCAAAAUACUUAAAUGCGUCUGCUUACUCCGUCACGCUGUCUAUUACGUGCCAAACCAUAACAGACGGCGUGUACUCCCCUUACCUCCCCCCCCCCCCCCCAUUAAGAGGCUCGUGUUUUGUGUCUCAACGCUGAUCCAGUGUGUACAACGAAUAAAGCUAAUGCCAAUAACUGUUACAAAA